UUGUGGGUCGUUGGACCCCAAAUUAUUCAUGCACUUGAUCUUCGCUUUCAUCAAACUGGUCUUCGUUGUGUAUGGUGGAUUAUCAUUUCUAAGUCACUGAGGGCACACAUUGAAGUUGAAAGCCAUGUAUCUGAAAGAUGGGUGUUCCUUACUAUUGAAAGUGCGUAAGCCUUCGAUCCCCUUGGUGCUCAACACACCCCCAAUUCCCAAUUCCCACUUCCCACCCUCUCCCAUCCAUGAAUCCCACGUUGCAAAAUCGUUGAAACACGAGCCAGAUGUUGCGUUGGCAUUGCAGCACUUCAAGUACUUGGCCAAUUCUAAAGCUUUCAAACACACCCAGCUCACAUACCACAUCAUGAUUCAGAAGCUUGGAAGAAACUCUCACAUUGAUGAGGUUCAGUACCUUUUGCAGCAGAUGAAGCUUGAAGCUGUACCUUGCUCUGAGGACUUGUUCAUAUGUGUCAUUAAUUCGUAUAAACGUGCAGGGUUGAGUGAUCAAGCUUUGAAGAUGUUUUAUAGGAUAAGGGAGUUUGGGUGCAAGCCCACAGUGAAGAUUUAUAACCACCUUUUGGAUGCUUUGCUUGGUGAAAAUAGGUUUAACAUGAUUGGUCCUGUGUAUAACAACAUGAAGGGUGAAGGUUUGGAGCCUAAUGUGUUUACUUAUAAUAUGCUUCUCAAGGCUUUGUGUAAGAAUGGGAAACUUGAUGGUGCUUGCAAGCUGCUUGUGGAAAUGUCUAACAAGGGCUGUGCACCGGAUGCGGUGAGCUACACCACUGUGGUGUCUUCUAUGUGUAGGUUUGGUCAUGUGGGUAAGGCAAAGGAGCUAGCUUUGAGGUUUGAGCCUUUGGUGUCUGUUUAUAAUGCUUUGAUUUUUGGGGUGUGCAAGGAGAAGAGAGUUGAGGAGGCCUUUAAUUUGAUGAGGGAGAUGGCGGAGAAGGAUGUUGACCCCAAUGUUGUUAGUUACUCCACUGUCAUUAGUUGUCUUUCUGAUAUGGGAAAUGUUGAGUUGUCUCUUGCGGUUUUUGGCCAAAUGAUUAGGAGAGGGUGUGGCCCCAAUGCUCAUACGUUUUGUUCCUUGAUCAAAGGCUAUUUCUUGGGAGGGAGACUGGGUGAUGCGCUUGCCCUGUGGAAUCUUAUGAUUCAGGAGGGAGUUAAGCCGAAUGUUGUCGCCUACAACACUCUCCUGUAUGGUCUGUGUUCGAAUGGGAACGUGGCUAAGGCUAUAUCGAUUUGUAAUCGGAUGGAGAAUGAUUUUUGCCAGCCUAAUGUGACCACGUUUAGCACUCUUAUUUUCGGGUUUACCAAAUGUGGGAAUUUGCAGGGCGCUUCUGAAAUAUGGAACAAGAUGAUCAAUUGUGGUUGCCAUCCUAAUGUUGUGGUAUUCACCUCCAUGGUGGAUGUCCUUUGUCAGAAUUCUAUGUUUAACCAAGCUUAUCAACUUAUCGACAAAAUGGUUACAGAUGGUUAUCCUCCAACUGUUGUUACAUUCAACACAUUCAUCAAGGGAUUGUGUCGUGGUGGAAGAGUGCAGUGGGCAAUGCAUGUGCUUGAUGAGAUGGAGAAAUAUGGAUGUUCGCCUGAUAUCAGAACAUAUAAUGAGUUGUUGGAUGGUCUGUUUCAGGUGAACAGAUUCGGAGAAGCUUGUGAGCUUAUAAGGGAGUUGGAAGAAAGGAAGGUGGAGCUAAAUUCUGUCACUUACAACACUAUUAUGUGUGGUUUUUCUUAUCUUGGAAUGCAAGAACGCGUUUUGCAACUUUUGUGUAGAAUGUUGAUAAAUGGAGUAAAGCCUGAUGACAUUACAAUUAAUACAGUUAUUUAUGCAUACUGUAAGCUGGGUAAGGUAAGAACUGCCAUCCAGCUUUUGGAUAAACUUACUGCAGAAAAGGAACUGUGUCCAGACAUAAUAGCACAUACUAGUCUUUUGUGGGGUAUCUGUAAUUGGUUAGGCAUUGAAGAGGCAAUCGUGUAUCUAAAUAAAAUGUUAAAUAAAGGAAUCUUUCCCAAUGUUGCCACUUGGAAUGUGUUAGUUCGAGGCUUCUUUAACAACUUGGGUCAUAUGGGACCAAUCCGCAUUUUGGAUGAUAUCUUGGGAAAUGGCUAGUAUGCAAUUUUCAGCUUCUUCUAUGCAAACUAAUGGCCUUCAAUUGUAGCUAUUUGUAACAGCAUACAACAGAUGACAAUGUCACUAAACUCCUAGUUUGGAGCAGAGGCAAGUGAGGGGAUUAAUGUGGUAGGAAAAAACACUUGGUGAGACAUCAUUGUUAGGAUCCCAGAAACAGGUUGAGUUUCCAAUGAGAGAGACAAGAAAAAUUAUUGUUUUGGAAGCAUUUAUUAAAUUAUAAAUAAAGAAUCCAAGGAGAAGAUUCUCC
Abrus precatorius (Indian licorice) is the source of this 2369-nucleotide messenger RNA. RefSeq names its product pentatricopeptide repeat-containing protein At3g48810. Gene Ontology annotation, molecular function: protein binding. NCBI's taxonomy places the organism in Eukaryota, Viridiplantae, Streptophyta, Magnoliopsida, Fabales, Fabaceae. The coding region runs from base 125 to 2101 and encodes 658 amino acids. The transcript has a single exon. The record is from RefSeq and is a predicted model, not a curated record.